Molecule: messenger RNA, 6350 nt
Organism: Seriola aureovittata
Lineage: Eukaryota; Metazoa; Chordata; Actinopteri; Carangiformes; Carangidae
Product: protein MTSS 1-like
Exons: 17
Coding region: 466-3150 (894 amino acids)
Biological process (GO): positive regulation of actin filament bundle assembly; plasma membrane organization; adherens junction maintenance
Cellular component (GO): actin cytoskeleton; cytoplasmic side of plasma membrane
Molecular function (GO): actin binding; phospholipid binding
Source: RefSeq, a predicted model, not a curated record
UCUCGUGUCGUUUCUCUCAGUGUUGAGACGGCAGUGUUGGUAUAUCUCUGUCUGACUGUCGGUAUUUACCUGUCAAGACAGCGAAUAACGUUUUUAGCUGAACGCCGUGGAUUAUUUCUAGUUUCGACUAGCAAACUGCAAAACAUUACCUUGACGGUACAGCCAUGGGUUUGACCGAGUCGGCGUGGAGGGGAGAGGGGGGUUUAAAUUUCUCUUUUCGUCCCAACAGCGUCUUUUGAUUGGAAGUAAACGGUUCAGCAGAGCAGAACUGAGCUGCGUUUCUGUACAAGUUUGACAGAGUUAAAAGUUGUUGUUCAUCAGUGUCAGAACAGCAGAAACCAUUUCACACAGGUUAGUUCGUUUUUGUUAUUUUCAAUUGGAGUUUUUGGUUUUCCUGGAGAGCGGAGGUGGCGAACUGAAAGCGGCUCACCGAGUCGGGACUGACCAGUGGAGUUGGUCCUGAAAAUGGAGGCUGUGAUCGAGAAGGAAUGCAGCGCGCUCGGAGGACUUUUCCAAACUGUUAUCGGAGACAUGAAAAGCAGCUACCCUAUUUGGGAGGACUUUAUCACCAAGGCUGGCAAACUGCAGUCACAGCUCAGAGCGACAGUGGUUGCUGUGGCUGCCUUCCUGGAUGCCUUUCAGAAAGUGGCCGACCUAGCUACCAACUCACGAGGUGGGACCAGAGACAUUGGAUCAGCGCUGACCAGGAUGUGUAUGAGACAUCGCAGCAUAGAGGUUAAACUCAAACAGUUCUCGAUGGGUUUCUUGGAGGGUCUGAUCAACCCACUACAAGAACAGAUGGAGGAGUGGAAAAGAGGUGUAAAUACUUUGGACAAGGACCAUGCUAAAGAGUAUAAAAGAGCCCGGCAGGAAAUUAAGAAGAAGUCCUCUGACACACUGAAACUACAGAAGAAAGCAAAGAAAGCUGAUAAUCUAGGUCGCGGUGAUAUCCAGCCUCAGUUGGACAGCGCCAUGCAGGAUGUCAGUGAUAAAUACAUUCUGCUGGAAGAGACAGAGAAACAGGCCCUGAGGAAGGCUCUGAUAGAGGAGAGACAGAGGUUCUGCUGUUUUGUAGCCAUGCUGCGACCUGUAGUGGAUGAAGAGAUUUCUAUGUUGGGAGAGGUCACUCAUCUCCAGGCCAUCUCUGAUGACCUCAAAGCCCUGACCUCCGACCCACACAAGCUUCCCCCUGCUAGUGAACAGGUGAUCUUGGACCUGAAGGGCUCAGACUAUGGCUGGUCAUAUCAAACUCCGCCCUCAUCCCCAAGCACCACUAUGUCCAGGAAGUCUAGCAUGUGCAGUAGUCUGAACAGCGUUAACAGUAGUGACUCCAGGGGAUCCAGUGGCUCUCACUCUCAUUCUCCUUCCUCCUCUUCUUCCUCCUCUUCCUCACACCACCUCUUCCACCACCAUCACCCCCGCCAUCGGUACCGUAGCUCCACGCUACCGCAGCAGGCCCCAGCUCGGCUCUCUAGCAUCUCCUCCCACGACUCGGGCUUCAUCUCUUCAUCACAAGACCAAUACAUGUCGUCCAAAUCAUCCUCGCCUAUGCCAGCUGAAACAAAGCCUUGUCCCAGUUCCAGCUCCUCUGAGGUGUCAGAGACUGGGCAGCUUCACAGUGACUGCAGCUCCCCCCCUUCUCUAGCUGCUGCUAGUGCACCUCAGCACACUACUGACAAGUUGUCCAAUGGUUUUGACCACUACAGUCCGGCCAGUUCCCCCUACCUGCAUAGCAAUGGGGGGAGUUUGGGCUCAAUGUCAGGCACUGCCUUCCCAUUCCUCCCUACUUCAUCCUCAUCUUCCACCUCCUCCUGCCCCACUCGUUCAUGGUCACGUCCCGCCUCAGCGUUGCUGCCAGACUACCCUCACUACUGCACGAUGAGCUCCCCCAUGGUGCCUUCAUCUCGAGUUCCCAGUUGGAAGGACUGGGCAAAACCAGGGCCUUAUGACCAGCCCAUGGUCAACACACUAAGGAGGAAGAAAGACAAGGAGAGCCCAGCUGUAAUAGACAGUAAUAGUAGUAUGAACAGUGACCCAUCCUCAGGCCCAGCCUCAAUCUUGAUGUCAACACCGGCUCCCGCUGCGCUACAAACACCAAGUUCAUCGGCCUCAGUGGAAGAGAGGAGCAGGCAUGUGGCUUCACCUCUCAAGGCUGGUGAUAUUGAGGCCCACGAGGAACUGGCUCUGGCCUUAUCCAGAGGUCUGGAGCUGGACACCCAGAGGUCCAGUAGAGACUCCAUCCAGUGCUCCAGUGGCUACAGCACGCAGACCAACACACCCUGCUGCUCUGAAGACACUAUACCUUCACAAGUAUCAGAUUAUGACUAUUUCUCAAUGGCUGGAGAUCAGGAGCCUGAGCAGCAGCAGUCUGACUUUGACAAGUCCUCCACCAUCCCCAGAAACAGUGACAUCAGUCAGUCCUACCGACGCAUGUUCCAGACCAAGCGCCCAGCCUCUACAGCCGGCCUGCCCAGCACACAGGCUCCUUACCCCGGCCAGGGGGUCUACCCUGCAGGGCCCUAUCCCCCAACACCUAUCCACACAACUUAUCCAUCUACCCCUCCUGGGGCUUAUCCUCCUACCCCUACAGGCCCGUGUUCAGGUCAGGGAUAUUACUCAGGAUCCAGCCCCCAUAAUGCCUCUGGCUCCUAUUCUACAGGCCAUGGUCCAGUUAUCGUCACCCCAGGGGUUGCUACAAUUCGCCGCACCCCCUCUUCAAAACCUUCCGCUCGCCGUUCAGGCUCCAUUGUAGGUACAGGCCCCAUCCCUAUUCGUACACCUGUCAUCCCAGUAAAAAUCCCAACGGUGCCUGACAUGUCAGGAGCAGUUAAUGGGAGCAGGAGUGCAGAGGAGAUGGGAGGAGGAGGAGAGGGUGGAGAAGAAAGCCCAGAUUCUCCAACAUUCGCAGGAGUGGAGGAUGCUGGCACACUGCCUGUGAUGUCCUGGAGUGGUCAAGCUACGACCAACCCUCCCACCAUCCCCCUACCCAACCAGCUGACCCAGCAGCACCUUCAGAGUGAGACUGGGCUGGAAGGAGGAGGAGAGGAAGCUGGAGAAGGCGGAGAUGGAAACAUGCUGGUGGCCAUACGCAAGGGGGUCAAGCUCAAGAGAACGCUCACCAACGAUCGCUCCGCACCGCGCAUUGCAUGAUGACAUCAUCACAAUAUACAGGCGAGGGUCACAAGAAACAUGUGAUCUCCUGUCAUAGGCGUGUGGCGCCCCCUUCAUUAUAUUUGUAAAUGAGGUUAAAGGCUUUACAAAAAGUGUUGCUGAUAGAAAUGCAAUAUAGAGAAUCAAAAGGCUUCUUAUGCUACUAUGAGAAAUCAUUGGCACCUGUUCUACAUUUCUCAUUCUGUAAAUUUUCAUCUGGGAGAAUCUCUCACUACAGAAGCCAUCCAUAAUGAGAGGAAAAUAUAUAGACAUGUAAGGUGCAAGUUUUCUUUGGUAUUGGCUUAUGAUGCCUCAGAAACUAUGUAAAGAUGGGUUUGUUAAAAUAUGGGUUUGGCCCCAAAGUGGAUCACAGGCCCACUUAAGUUAGAUCCUUGUAUAGUUGAAUAACUGUACGAGCCUGUGCGAGUACAAGGAAAAGACCUAAUUUCUCACAAAGGCCCUCGAAUAAAGGCCUAAGCACUAAAAUGUAUUUGCAAAUCCGAGCCCACAGCUGUGUAAUCUCAGUGUAAAACAUGAGGAUGUUUUUGCUAAUAACAAGAAGGACAGAGCAGCAUUACAGUACAGUGUGUUCAUUUCUUUGAGAAGACAGUAAAGAUGUACUUUGCACAUUUUGCAUCCAGUAUUUGCCCUGAAGCAAUUGGUUGGACAAGGACAACAUGUAUGCCUCUUCUCAGUGUAAAAAACACUGUAUUAUAUGUCUAAACACGUACUGUUGCAGGAGUGCAUUGUACCAUGGAGGGAUAAAUAAGCACUCUUAACUGCAUAGUGGCAGAAAGAGCACAGUAAGUACACCACGGUGUCACAAGAGCAAUAUUCAGGUUCACUAGAAAGUAAUGGCUCCAUUUGGAAACUCCUGGAUUUCAUCAACUGCUCAGAUGAAGAGAUGCCCUGAUAUGAAUGUGCUGUGUUGUCAAAGCUGUCUUCCUCUCACAGUUCAUAAAAUACGUGGGAUGUCCACAGAGCCAACAAGGGCAGGGGUAUGAACAAUUCAGAGACUGACUGCGCUGCACCCGAGCUGCAGGAGACUACAGUGUGACUAAAGCAUCACAAGGUUGAUGAGUUAUGUUUUGUUUUAGUUGUUUUAGUAUUUACACGAUUUGUAAAUAAUUUUGCACGCCUCUGUUGCUGAGGAGUGUGUGGUUGCUUCUUGCUCUCUGUAUCUUUGCUCUAUUUCCAUCUGCUCCACCUGCUUCAAGGUGCCAAAAUGGCUCAGUUUUACAUCUUAAAACAAGAUGUUUAUUGAUGUUUAUAUAAUGAUCAUCACAUCCCAUUGCCUUGGGAUGUGGAUUGGUUUUCUUUUUCCUUAUUUUUUCCAAUAUGAUUCUCAUUUAAUCUGCAGUAUCUACAUGCUGAGCUUUGUAGAACUUCUCAGUGGUUUGUGAUUAUAUAUUAGUCUUAUAUCUUAGCCCCUUAAUUUUUGUAGCAUUUAUUAGCCAUACUGCAGCCUGCGCAUUGAUUGCUCAUAACGUAACUAAUAAUUGUCAAAGUACAGAUGUGCCAUGUCAACGUUAAUUCAAAUCUGUAUAUAUAUAUAUAUAUAUACAUAUAUAUAUAUAUAUAUGUGUGUGUGUGUGUGUAUACACACAUAUUAUUAAACAAUGUUAUUGAGGCAAAAUAUUUUUGAUGUUUUCAAAGUUAUGAGUUUAAAGCUAUUAUUGGUAAUGCCAUACUGUUUUUAUUCUGUCUGGUUGCUGUUAUUGAACUCUGUUCUCUUCGAAACGCAUGUAACAUGCAUGCAUCCUUAUGAUUAAUUAGGGUUUUACGUUUCAUCUCCAACGUUGGUGUUUUGAUUUCUUUUGUAAUAGCAAAAAGUUCAGUUGAAACACAUUUUGUUCCCCUAAGAACUUAGGAAAUCGCAUCAAAAUCUGUUGUAUAAUGAGAAGUACGCCAUUAUAGGUACAUUUUAAUUUUUAAUUUUUUUUUUUUACCUGGACAAUAUGAUUUUCUGAGGCUUUUCCUCAGACUUCAGCAUUGGAAGACAAUUAGUCUCAUUGAGUUAUAGUCUGUGUUUUAAUUUUCUUUUCAGUUCAAGCACUGUGAGACCACGGCUACUACAAGAUGUAUGAAAGUGUAAAUAUUAUUUAGCUGUACAAGUUAGUCCAGGAACUCACACGUUUUUUAAUUUAUUUUCUUUCUCAGUCUUUAAAUCUCUUUUUCUUUCUCAACCUAUCUCUAUUUUUAUACUUAUAUAAAAUAUCGGAGUAAUACAGUCGUUCCCUGUACCCAUGCAUGUGCUAUCUAAUGGUGUGUUGUACAUCAGGUUUUAGCAGCAGUGAAAUGUCCACAACAAUCCAGCUACGAUUCAUUUAAGUCCCUUAUUUCACACAUAUACACACACGUAUAAACUGCAUUUUAAUAAGGGCUGGUUUAAAAGUGAACAGCCGCUACAGAAAAGUUUGUUUUUUUCCUGACCUCCAGGCACCAAGAGAAGUAAUGCAGAGAUUUAAAUCAGUAUUAUGAGUGCAGAUUUUGGGAUGAUGCAGAACUGCAUCAACUUCAGUUUCAGUUCAGUCAAGACAGUACAUUUUUUUUCUGAAUGGUUAUGCCUUAAUCUUUUGUUUUAAAUCUUUUAAAAGAUGUGGGAGUGAUGGAGCUGAGCUGAUUUCAGGAACAAAUGGCACGCUGCCCACAACUUCUGGCCUUCCUUUAUAUGACCCAGAGUUUCCCAGAGAGAUCUUGGCACCUGCCUGAAUUAACCCAUAGUGUGAACAGGGGGAUGCACCACAAACCAUAUUUUGCAUUGAAAACACCCCUUUAUUGUUUAAUAUCAAAAGAGCAAAGAUAAUAUAACUGCUUAGAUAUUUUGGGAAACCCAGCAUUCAGUUCUCAAUAUUGUUGAAGAUGUUAAUAUUUUUGUUUUUGUUUGUUUUUGGCCGUCCACCUGUUUAAAACUUGAUUUGUCGACCUGUAAUUUUCAUAUUUAAAUUGCUAGUAUAAAUAUAUAUAUUAUAUCAGAGCAGCCAAAUGUCACUAUAUCCUAUGAAUAAGACAUUUAUAGUUUGGGGGGGUGAAAGUAGUAGUUUAGUUUUUAGCUUAUUUUUCCCCCACGAGGAGAGUUGACCUCUCUAUCUGUCCGCAUACAGUUCAACAGGCUAUGAUGCAGUUUGUUUCAGGAAGUAAAAGGUUGUUAUUUUUUGUGUAAUGACAGCUUUAGCAAUAUAAUAAAAGUAUAAAUUUUG